AUGACCUCCAGACUCGUACUAUGUCUCGGCGACCUCUUCAUCCCGGAUCGCGCAAAUGCAAACCCACAGGACAUUCCCGCAAAGUUCAAAAAACUCCUCACCCCCGGCAAAAUCGGCCAGAUCCUGUGUCUCGGCAACCUCACCUCCCAUUCCGUCUACACAUUCCUGCGCAACCUAGCUCCAGACCUACACCUCGUAAAAGGCGACUUUGACAUUUCCGUCUCCCCUGCCGCCGCUGCUGCCCCUCAACCCACCGCUGCAUACGCACAACCCACCGAGCAACCAGCCAUCCCCACCGCUCUCUCAAAAGUAGUCACACAUGGAGGCUUGAGGAUUGGCUUUACACAUGGCCACACCAUCGUGCCACCGGGUGAUCCUGAUAGUCUGUUGAUAGCGGCAAGGCAGAUGGAUGUGGAUGUGCUUUGUUGGGGUGGAACGUGCAAGUUUGAGGCAUAUGAGAUGGAAGGCAAAUUCUUCAUCAAUCCGGGCAGCGCAACGGGAGCCGUGUCUUGGGGUGCUGAUGUUGAACUGGACUCAGAGGGUGAGGAGGUGAGCACGCCCAGUUUUGUGCUUAUGGAUGUCCAAGGAGAUGUGCUGGUGCUCUACGUCUACCAAUUGAGAAAGGAUGCGAAUGGAGUCGAGAAUGUGGCCGUGGAAAAAGUGUCGUACAGGAAAAAUGCCUCCUCGUAG
This is a messenger RNA of Aureobasidium namibiae CBS 147.97, 690 nucleotides long. RefSeq names its product Metallo-dependent phosphatase. The record is from RefSeq and is a predicted model, not a curated record. Lineage: Eukaryota; Fungi; Ascomycota; Dothideomycetes; Dothideales; Saccotheciaceae. Gene Ontology annotation, biological process: intracellular protein transport; retrograde transport, endosome to Golgi. The transcript is spliced from 4 exons. Bases 1 to 690 code for a protein of 229 amino acids. Gene Ontology annotation, cellular component: retromer complex; endosome.